CAUAUUUACUGCAGGGGCUUAAUAUAGAAGAACUCUAUCCAGAGACAUCUAGUUUUAUUACAUAUGAUGGUUCCAUGACGAUCCCACCCUGCUAUGAAACAGCAACAUGGAUAAUAAUGAACAAGCCGGUCUAUAUAACAAGGAUGCAGAUGCACUCCUUGAGACUUCUUAGUCAAAAUCAGCCAUCACAGAUAUUCUUGAGCAUGAGUGACAAUUUCAGGCCAUUUCAGCUUCUCAACAACCGCUGUAUUCGUACUAACAUCAACUUUAGCUUGCAAGGAAAAGACUGUCCAAACAACAGAGCACAAAAGCUGCAGUACCGAGUUAAUGAAUGGCUAUUGAAAUGAAAAGAACAGAUGGAAAUCUGACAUCUUAACAGAAAAUUAAAGCUGGAAUUUUUUCAAUGUCAAGAAUGCAUCCAGUCUCAGCCAUGUUUGUCAGGAAAUUUUAAUUCCGAAACAGUACUGGUACCCCUUUCGAAAUCAGAACUUUACUUUUUGAGAACAAACACAAUUCUGAGAUGCUGGAUGGCUAACUGAAGUUCCUUCUCUGAACUAUAUUAAAGACAUAAAUGCAUUAAACUUACAACUGAAAUUUUGAUACUUAUUUGAACAAUAGAACAUGGAUUCCUCUUCAGUAUUUAUCAAAAAAUGACACUAAUUAUUAGCAUAUAUGGACAAUUCUAAAUCUGUCUGGAAUGAGCCAAUGGAAUUAAAUUGUGUAUACCAGGCGGCUCUUAGCAAACAUUAUUUUUACAGUAUGGUUUCAUCAGUGGGGAAAAAGAGCUCACAGAAUUAAAAGACAGAAGAAAUCUUCAUUUGUGAAUUGCCAUUCUCUGGACUUUUCAAUAUGAAGUCGAGAGUACACUGCAAAAUUUAAUGCUAACCUUGUAUAUACAUCACUGCUGGGAAAAAAAAGAAUAAAAAACAAACUAAAA
Messenger RNA from Protopterus annectens (West African lungfish), 937 nucleotides. RefSeq names its product carbonic anhydrase-related protein 10. Bases 75 to 347 code for a protein of 90 amino acids. NCBI's taxonomy places the organism in Eukaryota, Metazoa, Chordata, Ceratodontiformes, Protopteridae. The record is from RefSeq and is a predicted model, not a curated record. The transcript is spliced from 3 exons.